Leptosomus discolor (cuckoo roller) is the source of this 1186-nucleotide messenger RNA. RefSeq names its product RNA binding motif protein 41 (gene RBM41). Gene Ontology annotation, molecular function: U12 snRNA binding; pre-mRNA intronic binding. Gene Ontology annotation, biological process: mRNA splicing, via spliceosome. The record is from RefSeq and is a predicted model, not a curated record. NCBI's taxonomy places the organism in Eukaryota, Metazoa, Chordata, Aves, Leptosomiformes, Leptosomidae. Gene Ontology annotation, cellular component: U12-type spliceosomal complex.
GGUCAACAGCAGUCUGUCCAGCGAUGAGCUCCUCCUGGAAGACUUGGAGACUGAAGGAGAGAGGCAGCUGAAGAGCCUUCUUCACCACCAGCUUGAUACCACUGUCUCCAUCGAGCAGUGCAAGUCAAAGCGGAGAUGCUUCGCCCCUGCAGCUUUUUACAAGCCUUUUGGGGAAGAGGCUGCGGGGGCUUUGACCUUGUCACAGUUCCAGGCCCUGCAGGAGAGCAACAAAGAAACUGCCUCUCUUCGGGAACUGGGCCUCUCCGACUCGGAGAUCCUGCUCUGGAAGAACCGGGCUUCAGCAGGCAAGGGCUCUGGGCUGGGAGCAGCCCCGGAGGCCACGCAGGACCGACUCCAUGCCAUCCAGGAGAAGAUGAAGAUUCUUUCUCUGCCCCAGAGGUUUGCUGGUAGCAAACAGCUGAGCCGGCGGGAGAUGGAGAUUGAAAAUGCCCUCUUUCAGGGAACAGACCGCCACUCCUUCCUCCGGGCGCUCUACCAUGAAGAUGACACUCAGAAGAGGGUAACAGAUGAAAAGGACCCCAUGGUUCAUCUGGAGAGUGUUUACCAAGAGCUGCUGAGCAAGAAGUGGCCUGAAGAAGUCCAGCCUACCAAGAGUGACCCAUGCUUGUGCCCUUCCCUGGCCCUGCAGGGGCCUGUGGCAGAGGAGUCAUCGCUUCCAGAGCAGGAAGAGCAGGCAGAACAGGCGAGAAGUCCCAGCCUUCCUGCAACAAGACCCCACAAAUCCCCUCCAAGGUUUGUGAUUAUCAAAGAGCCUGUAGAGUUUGUGCCGGAAGAGGAGAUCCGCAAGAACCGUCUCUCAGAGCAAGAACUCCGGAAUAUACCCCGGUUCUCAUCCUACCAUCCUGGGGAGCCCAACAAGGUGCUGUAUUUGAAGAACCUGGGCCCUCGAGUGACAAUGAAGGACCUAGUGUCCUUGUUUGCUCGAUUCCAGAAGGAGGACAGCCCACCGAUCCAGUUCCGCCUCCUGAGUGGCCGGAUGAGGGGUCAGGCUUUCAUCACCUUCCCUGAUAUUCAGUCGGCCCAGGAUGCCAUGCUGUUGGUAAAUGGGUACAAUCUGCAGGGGAAGCCGCUGGUGAUAGAAUUUGGGAAAAGCAAGGGGCAUUCGCCAGAGAGUGACUCUGCCAUCCCCUGCUCCUCUGCUGGAGAGAACCCCCCUGGCAAGUAA